Molecule: messenger RNA, 887 nt
Organism: Durusdinium trenchii
Lineage: Eukaryota; Dinophyceae; Suessiales; Symbiodiniaceae
Source: the annotation of a GenBank genome assembly
GAACGAGCGUGUUGCACAUCGAAACCGAGCCCACAAUGGAGCAAUUCAUGAGCUGCUCCGUCCAUGGCGUUUCUGCUUGAGGCAUUCUUUGGCCCAUGUCGCCCGGAAGCUGCAUGCUCCAACUGCAAGGAGCAGGAAGCCGAGCUGCUGACCUCCGCCCUCAUCGAGAGGCUGGAACGCGCCAACUCUUCGGUGGAAUCCCAUCCUGGUCAGCUUGGAAAUCAGGCCCAGGUGCGCAAAGGCAGUAUGGGUGCUUUGUCUGGCUUAAGGACACUACAGGUGCCACCCGAGUUCGAAGGGGCUCAGAAGCGAGUCCUCCAGGGAGCCAAUGGCGAUCUUUCCGAUCAGAAGGAACAACAGCGGUGCCUGCAGGUCUGCGUGCGUGCCUUCACCAAGGCACUCUUGCAAGGCGUCAACGUUUGCGUGCUCCUGGAUGAUCAUCGGACACGCCUGGCGGAGGCGCGCCUGGAUUCGGAUCUCACCCACUUGGUGCUCCAUGUGCCCCACACGCAGCACCCGGUGGCCUUGAGGUGCAUCGAAGGUGUGUCUUGUCCAACUUCCACUUGGCCGACAGUGAGCUACAGCGAGGAGCCUCGGUUCUUCCGGUGCCGAAGCGAUCGAAGCGUUCCAACACGCGUACCACACCACACCGGUGGACAGGGGCAGUACUUGACCUUUGUCUUCGACAACACUCGGGUCCGGGAGUACUUCGAGAUGUGCCUCAAGGUUCUCAUCCUUGCCAAAGGCAGGAUGAGGGACGAGGAAUACAAAGAGGCUUCCGAACAGAGCCCGAAUAGCGAGCCUAAGGUCGAGAUCUCCUCCUGUUGAGCGCUUCGCCUCGCCGGGCCGAGCGGUAGGUCGCACACACGGCGAAGAAAAGGGCGAAG